Cloeon dipterum is the source of this 1522-nucleotide messenger RNA. Its product is annotated as obg-like ATPase 1. Gene Ontology annotation, molecular function: GTP binding; ATP binding; ATP hydrolysis activity. Gene Ontology annotation, cellular component: cytoplasm. Lineage: Eukaryota; Metazoa; Arthropoda; Insecta; Ephemeroptera; Baetidae. The coding region runs from base 157 to 1350 and encodes 397 amino acids. The record is from RefSeq and is a predicted model, not a curated record. The transcript has 11 exons.
CCAAUAAUUCUAUAGUAAGAGACAAGGAGGCUUAAAUAAGGAUGUUUGUGGUCUAACAGAGCGCUGCUGAAACGAUCCACGUGUUAUUGCAUGCCAUACCCACACCGGCCUCUUGUCAUAUGGUCAGCGUAACGUACACAGUAAACAUUGCGGAAAAUGCCUCCUAAAAAACAAGGGGUUGAAGAACAGAAGCCUUUAAUCGGGCGCGUCGGAACCAACCUGAAGGUAGGCAUUGUCGGCAUUCCGAAUGUAGGCAAAUCUACCUUUUUCAACGUGCUCACUAAAUCUCAAGCAGCUGCGGAAAAUUUCCCUUUCUGCACAAUCGACCCUAAUGAAAGUCGUGUUCCAGUGCCUGACGAACGCUUUGAUUUCCUUUGCGAGCACCACAAACCCGUCAGCAAAGUUCCGGCCUUCCUCAAUGUGGUGGAUAUUGCUGGUCUCGUGAAAGGCGCCUCUGAAGGCCAAGGUCUGGGCAACGCAUUUUUGUCCAACAUCAAGGCUUGCGAUGCGAUUUUCCACCUUUGCAGGGCUUUUGACGACGACGACGUUACCCAUGUUGAGGGCGAAGUCAACCCCGUGAACGACCUGACGGUCAUUUCCGAGGAGCUCAGACUCAAGGACGAGGAAGUGAUGCUUCAGACACUGGAUAAGUUUGAAAAGACUGUUCUUCGUGGCGGAGACAAGAAAAUGAAGCCCGAAUAUGACAUCCUUUGCAAGGUGAAGCAACUGCUGGUUGAUGAGAAAAAGCACAUUAGAUUUGGAGAAUGGAACGCCAAUGAUAUUGAAGUUUUGAACAAGUACCUGUUCCUCACAUCCAAGCCAGUUAUUUACUUGAUCAACCUCUCUGAGAAGGACUACAUCCGCAAAAAGAAUAAAUGGCUGAUCAAAAUCAAGGAGUGGGUUGACAAGAACGACCCUGGCGCAAUUAUCAUUCCGUUCUCUGGCAUUUUUGAGAGCAAGAUUUUUGACAUGGAUGAAGCUACAAAGGAGGCAUACUUGAAGGAGCAGGGGACAUCAAGCAUCCUGGACAAAAUCAUCGUGCAGGGUUACAAGGCUCUUCAGCUGAUUUACUUCUUCACCGCUGGAGCUGAUGAGGUCAAAGCCUGGACAAUUCAGAAAGGAGCCAAGGCACCUCAAGCCGCUGGCAGAAUCCACACGGACUUUGAAAAAGGCUUCAUCAUGGCGGAGGUGAUGCAUUUCAACGACUUCAAAGAAGAAGGCACUGAGGCUAAUUGCAAGGCUGCAGGCAAAUACCGCCAGCAAGGGAGGAACUACGUCGUCGAGGAUGGUGACAUUAUUUUCUUCAAGUUCAACGCAGGGGCUGGCUUGAAGGACCCAAAGAAGAAGUAGAUAUGGGGGAAAUUCAACACAUUCAAGGGAUCAUUUGCCAAGCAUUUCUUUUUAUUAAGUAAUUAUAUUGAGCUUCUGUGAAAGUGACAAUUUUUAUAUUAAUUCAACUGUCCCUGAUAUUUAAUUUUUGCUUGAUCGAAUAAAGCAGACCCUGAAUUAUUAAAUCGAAAAA